UUUUGGCAUGCCAAAAAUUGAAGUUCUACGACUAGCGCAACAAAAAACAAGCAAACCAAACCAACCGUCCGCCAAAAAACCUCAUUUGUAUUUUUGCCACAGAAAAAAUAAACAAAAUAAAAAUUUAACAAAAAUACAUCGAAAAUGGUUGAAAGGAUAGAAGAUUUAAACCUUCCAACAUCUGUGGUAGCACGUCUAAUCAAAGAAGCUCUUCCCGAUAAUGCUAUUGUUAGCAAGGAAGCUCGUGCUGCCAUAGCUCGUGCAGCAUCCGUAUUCGUUAUAUUCCUCACAUCAUCGUCUACAGCUUUGGCCAAGAAACAAAAUCACAAAACUAUCACUGCCAACAACAUAUUCGAAGCUCUGGAAGAGCUUGAUUUCAAUGAUUUUGUCGACCCUCUAAGGAAGGAUCUGGAAACACAUCGCAAAAUGAUCAAAGACAAAAAAGAUUCCAAAGCAAAGCCGACUAAGGAUGAUUCCCCAGGUGAUGCUGAAGAAAUGGUUGAGGACGAUUAGUAGUUGUCCACAGUUAUGGUAUAAAUCCGAUUUUUUGUAUUAGUAUUGUUGUAAUAAAAAUUAUAAAUGUAAUCAUUAUAAAA
This is a messenger RNA of Episyrphus balteatus (marmalade hoverfly), 596 nucleotides long. It is a transcript of the gene Chrac-14, whose product is annotated as DNA polymerase epsilon subunit 3. The transcript has a single exon. Gene Ontology annotation, biological process: heterochromatin formation; leading strand elongation; DNA damage response. Gene Ontology annotation, cellular component: epsilon DNA polymerase complex; CHRAC. Gene Ontology annotation, molecular function: chromatin DNA binding; protein heterodimerization activity. Bases 145 to 513 code for a protein of 122 amino acids. Lineage: Eukaryota; Metazoa; Arthropoda; Insecta; Diptera; Syrphidae. The record is from RefSeq and is a predicted model, not a curated record.